This is a messenger RNA of Closterium sp. NIES-67, 547 nucleotides long. NCBI's taxonomy places the organism in Eukaryota, Viridiplantae, Streptophyta, Zygnematophyceae, Desmidiales, Closteriaceae. The record is from the annotation of a GenBank genome assembly.
CUGCGGCUUCAAGGAGACGUGCCAGAACAACCCCGGAGGAGGGCCCAGUGAUCGAUCUCCUACGCUUUAUCUACACGGGCGACAUGCAGGAGGGCAGCACGGAUCCAGAAGAUAUUAUCAAGAUGUACCUGGUGGCCGACAAGUUCGGGGUCGCCUCCUGCAUGAAGAUCUGCCUCGAGCGCCUCGUCAACCUCCCCAUGACCGUCCCACCGCCUGCCUCUACCUCUCGCUCCCCGACUCCAUGCACUCGCACCGGGGGGUGGCGCAGCUGCUGGAAGCUUCCAGGGGUUUCUGGUGGCGCAUUUUAGGGAUCUGGAGCGGGUGCACAAGGGAGGAGUUUUUGGAGCUGCCUCUCGUGGGCGUGCAGACGCUGCUGGCGAGCGACGAGCUGAAUGUGAGGGACGAGCUGACGGCGUUCCAUGCCAUGGUGGAGUGGCUCAGGCACCACCACGACGAUCUGGAUGACAGGAAGUGCGUGGACUGUGCCUCCCUCCCUCCUCUCUCUCACUCUCCCACUCACACUCUCUAUCUGCCUCUCUUGCCGCUG